Molecule: messenger RNA, 1401 nt
Organism: Fraxinus pennsylvanica
Lineage: Eukaryota; Viridiplantae; Streptophyta; Magnoliopsida; Lamiales; Oleaceae
Source: the annotation of a GenBank genome assembly
AUGCAGGAAGAGGGAGAUAGUGCUUACGUAAGCCCUAGCUAUCUUCCCCUGAUCGUCUUCAAGCCGCGUCAAGUACUACUCGCAGAGGAACAGCAGAGAAACUCAUCAAUGGCGAAGAAGCAAUCUGAAAACUCUGCCCAAUUAAAGCCUGAUAACAAAUCUCUACUUGCCUAUUCCAUCGCUCUUUGGAUCGAAAAUAGUGGCUUUUCUAAAGCUCUCAAACGCUUUAUCUCCGAAGCUCAAAUUCAGGAUGAUGAUUGGAAGCUUAGGGCACUUAAUUUAGAGGAUGUAUUCUCCAAGUAUUUGGAACUCUGUAAUGAUCAUAACAAAAAUUUAUUUCUCCAGAAGGAUCAAAAAACACUGGCAGGUGAUGCAGCAGAUAAAAAUGGAAACAGCAACUGUGCAGCCUUGGAGGAAAUUAUAAGUAAGAAGAAGAAAAGUAAGAGAAAAGACAAAUAUAAUGAUAUUUCAAAAUCUGAUUCUGGAAAAACUCUCUGUCAAAGUCAACUGAAAUCUGAAGCACCAAAGAAUUCUUCUGAUGGAAAAGUUUGCGAAUUACUAAUUGACGAAUCCUCUAGAAGCCAGAAAGUCAAGAAGAAGAAAGGCAAGUUUGCAUGUGAAUUACUGGAUGGUGAUGAAAAGCAAAUAGAUGCAAGGGUGGCGGCAACUGGACAAGAUGCUGGCGACAUUCCAUCAGAGGAGAAUAAAUUCCAAGCUAAACAAAAGAAGAGAAAGAAAGAAGCUACAGCUUCUCCAGAAUUAUCUGGUUCAGAGAUGCAUGAUAGUGAAAACCCGAUACUUGGAAAGCCUAAACAAAAAUCAAUUGAGACUGCAGAAGAUAGGGCUGACGAAUAUAGCAAGGCUUCCAAGAAAAGAAAAAGAUUUGCUCCUUAUGAAAAUGAGAACCACCCUUUUGAAGAAGUAGCAGUUGAAGAAUUAAAGCGCAGAAAGACUGGAGGCUUAGAAGAAUUGAAGGUCGUUGAGCAGCAAAUCACUAUCUCUGGAGGUAAUGGACUUGCUGAGCCUCAGAAUUUCUCUGUUAAGAAAAUUGAUGAAAGCACUAACGGCAAUAUCCACAAGAAUGAACUGAAAAAAUCCAGUCAGCCAAAAUCUGGAAAGAGACAGCACAACAGUUCGGUUGAGCCAAAAACAGUGAAUGCAUUUCAAAGGGUGAAAGUUGAUGAUGUGAAAUAUGUCGAUGAGAGGCUUCAAGAUAAUUCUUAUUGGGCACUGGAUAGUGCAGGAAAUGGUUACGGGGCAAAAGCACAGGAAGUUUUGGGCCAGGUUAAAGGAAGGGAUUUCCGACAUGAAAAGACCAAGAAGAAGCGUGGUAGCUAUAGAGGCGGCCAGAUUGACCUGCAAUCCCACUCAAUAAAGUUCAAUUAUUCUGAUGAGGACUGA